UGUACAUGUACAUCUACAUGUACAACUACAUGUACCUGUACGUAUGUGUACAGUACAUGUAAAUUAUAUGCGUGAUGACGAGUGCUCACUCCCGGCCCUAGCGAUAGAGUGUUCAGCACUGCACUCAGAUCGCUUAAUGCUUGCGUGGUGGUAACUUUCAGAGGCCUCCCCCACUAUUAACGGUAGAUCGUGGAGGGAGGAAUAGAUUGUGUGACCCUGGUUUCUACAUACAUGUACAUACAUGUAUGUAAUCGUUGUCAUCGCUGAGUGAAAGCCUCGCCUGCCAGAUGCCAGGCCUAAACCUAGUCCGACGCACGGCGAAGCAUUGAAACCUUUGGCUCAUGGUUGCAGUUUCUCAAUACUCCUUAAAGUCCAGACUAGUGGAGUUUUAACUGGAAGUGGUGGAGGGUGGACUUACGACGAAUUUUUUUGACAAAGUGCUGUCUUAAAUUUAACUAGGGCCUGUGUCUGCAAACUAUCAAAUUUUAUUGCGAAAAGAAGUCACGUAAAACAUUUACAAUUAUAAACAGCAUAUCAUUAAUACGUUUACUUUACUGGCCCAUUUGCCCCCGGGCCGGUCGUACAGAACUAUCGCAAACUGUACUACAAAGUUUGUAAUAGAACAGUACAGCUGGAGGCGCUUGGGCUAUAAUUUUACCAAUUCACGAAGAAAAGAAGUCACUGAAAUUAUUGCAUGCCAAAAGCUGCAAUUUCAGUCGUGUUUGUUUCCAUUUUCUUCAUGCUUAUACUGCACACUUAUAUUCAAAUUUGUUUUCCAUCAAUGCUUUCCCGCAACACUCAACGUCUGCUGCAUAGCCCGCUCUGAUGUAUAAUGUGACAAUUGGCAUCAAGCCUUCACAGGAUCAUCUCUAAAAAAAAGAGAAAAACAUGGGGACAGCAGUAACAAUUCAACAAAUGAUAUUUUUUCAUAUUCAUUAUCUUAAUUUACUAUUCCCAACAAUACAAGUCAACAGACCAGAGAAUAUGGGAAUGUGCCGUCAUUCCUCUUUCGUCAUUCGCAGCCGAUAAAAAUGCUUCCAUUAGUCAGAUUCAAUGUGGAAAUUCAUAGGGGUCUUUCUGCUCCUGAGUUCAGAGAUCAGACAGGACGAUAAAGUCACUGGGAAGUAGCAAAUGGAUUUCACAGAGGCCUACCCUGACCGCUGCUCGACAGUCGGGGCUGCCGUCCGGAUGGGAAAUGCAGAGGUGCUGCAAGAGCUGAUAGCCAGGGGGGCUAGCAUCAACGUCCAUGAUAACCGUGGCUGGUCCCCACUGCAUGAGGCUGCCAGUACCAGAAAGUAUGACUGUGUUAGAAUCUUGCUGACUAAACUGAGUAAAGAAGAUGUGAAUGCUAGGACGUGGGAGGGUGAGACGGCCACCUUUUUUGCAGCCAAGACUGGCCACUUGAAGAUUUUGAGGCUGCUCGUCAAACAUGGCGGUGAUCCUAACAUCUCCAACAACGAGGACGGGUCACCGAUUUUACAAGCCGUGUCGGGCAACCACAAGGAUUGUGUUGCUUUCCUGCUGAGGCAAGGGGCUAAUGUCAACAGCCAUCUGUUUGGGGGCUGGUCCCUUCUCCAUGAAGCCGCUUGCUGUGGCUUCCCUGACAUCCUGAGUCUGCUUCUUCGUGCGGGAGCCAAGAUCGAUGUGAGAGAUGACUUUGGCAUCAUGCCCGUGUUCACGGCCGCUCAAUAUGGAAAGCUUGACUGCCUGAAGCUCCUCAUUGAACAUGGAGCUGAUCCCAAUGCCAGGGCAGAGGACAAUGCCACCCCAUUGUAUCUAGCAGCACAGGAAGGGUAUUCACAGUGUGUGGAGUACUUGUUGAUUCACGGUGCGGUGGUAGAUAUACCGACAAAUACUGCUCAAGGAUUCCGGCCCAUACACGUUGCAGCUUUCAGAGGCCACUUGAAGAGUUUAAAGUUGCUGAUACCGCCAAGUCUCUCAGUGCUAGAGCAAGUCAAGAUUCCAGGGGAGUGGGAAGAGUUACUCACCCCUCUGCAGCUGGCUGCCCGGGGAGGCCACGACGAGGCCAUCAAGAUGCUGCUGGACGCAGGCUGUGACCCUGACUGCGGGGUCAGGAACCCAACUGAGAACACCAAGGGGAUGCUGCUGCAAAUGGCGCAGACACUGGACAUCGACCCCCCGCCUUUCUACUGCGCCACCCAGAUGGGCCACUACACCACGGCAGCACUGCUGCUGGAGUCCGGGGCCAGCGUCUGCCGACCGUCCGACCAGUACUGCUUGCUGACGAUGUUCAGGGACGACACCAGGGCCACGGAGCUGCUCCUAGAUCAUUGCGGGAAGAUUGACUGCAAGCACAUCCUCUCAGAUUUGUUUCACAUGCUCUUUCCACUGGAUGCCCUCAGGCUUCUUAUGGACAGAGGAUUGCGGAUCCGUUUCAACUGUCAAGCAGCGCACGGUUUAUGCCCUAGGAUCAAUGCUAACAUAUUAACACUGCAUGCCUCAGAAGUUACCUGCGUGAUGAAACUGAUUUAUGGCUAUGUUGACAGGCUGUGCCUUUGUGAACACAACAUCAAGCGUCUUCAGGAAUUAGGCUGCUAUGACAAAGUUGUCUCUCUGACAAGCAAACCUCACUCUCUCUUACACCUCUGUCGGGUGGCCAUCACGGAGCACUUGGGCACAACACGUGCACCAAAGAUCAUCCCAACGAUAGACUUCCUUCCAGUCCUAAUCAAGGACUUUCUUCUUUAUAAGGAUAUGAGACCUGGUUCAUGAAAUUCCAUCAAAAGCCUAGUGGGGGAUUUGUUUUCAGUGUGGUCAUCUGUAUAUUGAAAGCAGGUUAUAAAAAGUCCUUUAAAGGAUUAUGAAAUUAAAGACGUUUGGGCAGCGGCCAGGUAACAGUAUCAAAUGGGAGUGCAUGAGAAUUUCUUGCAAACAACAGAAGCAUCACCCUCCUGGUUUUUAAAUUACAGAACCAGCCUCCUCUUAGGAAAACAGAGUGAAAGCUCAAAGAAAUUGUGUGUAUCUUCCAUCUCCCCCCCCCUAGAAAAUGUAUGUGGAAUUCAAGAGUUCAAAUACAAGAAAUUAAAAACUAAAGCCGGCUUUUUUGUGUUCUCAUGGACUAUUUAUUUAUGCAUUUUGUACAUUUUCGCUGCAACUUGGAUUGUUGUGAUAUUUAUUAUUCAAUAAAAUGACAGUGUUGAAACUCUUCUCAGUAGUUAUAUUUUUGUAUUUUCUGUUUCAUAUUUGAGUGAAAAAACUUAGUAUGUGUAUUCCUUUGUGUAUUCAAACACAGGUAUUUGUCAUGAAGGAAAUGUCGGGAAGCUUUUUUCACGACCUAUUUGUUUGACUGCCUUUGAUGAAAUAAGUGUGAACAGGGAGAGGUCAUUUUAAUCAUCGCGUGGACAUGUUCUUGUAGUUUCGUCAGAGUUCCAAUUAGGGACAAAACCCAAGCAGAAUCCAAAUAUUCUUGCAGUUCGUCAUCGCUUAGAGUCGGAACUUCAUUAUGAUGCAUAAACACAAUUGCACGAAUUUUUUUUUUAUCACGAUUACAGGAGAUCGCGAUUACAGGUGAUGCAUGGCAAGUGCUUGCUUUUAUAAACCAGUAAAAACUGGUCAUUUUCGCCAUUACUGUUUUGUUGGGAUCCUGCCUCAUGAUUAUGAUGUAUAACUUUAAAUAAAUACGAUUGUAGAAACGGA
Acanthaster planci (crown-of-thorns starfish) is the source of this 3657-nucleotide messenger RNA. Its product is annotated as dynein axonemal heavy chain 12-like. Lineage: Eukaryota; Metazoa; Echinodermata; Asteroidea; Valvatida; Acanthasteridae. The record is from RefSeq and is a predicted model, not a curated record. Gene Ontology annotation, molecular function: protein binding. Gene Ontology annotation, biological process: positive regulation of protein catabolic process; protein ubiquitination; intracellular signal transduction.